Molecule: messenger RNA, 3784 nt
Organism: Lates calcarifer (barramundi perch)
Lineage: Eukaryota; Metazoa; Chordata; Actinopteri; Centropomidae
Product: upstream stimulatory factor 2
Exons: 9
Coding region: 960-1763 (267 amino acids)
Biological process (GO): regulation of transcription by RNA polymerase II
Molecular function (GO): DNA-binding transcription factor activity, RNA polymerase II-specific; RNA polymerase II cis-regulatory region sequence-specific DNA binding; protein dimerization activity
Source: RefSeq, a predicted model, not a curated record
AUUGCAUCUGCUCAGUGCUCAUAACACAAAACAGUUCACUCCAGAAUUACUGUAGAUGUCAGGUUGACUAAAUGUCCAAGGGGUGUUUGUGCAGAGACAUAAUUAGCUACUGUCAGAGCGUCACAUUAUAAAUUGAUAAAUGUGGCUGAAAGGAUUUGGUUGGGUGCAUAGUGCGACACGACAGUGGAAGAUUGUAUGAUUGUCAUUUAACAACAUUUUGUGCCUCCUGUAUGAUUUCAUUAUUUAAAGUACUCAUUGUGAUUUAGGCUUUGUCAGACUGAGUGUUUCGGUUUAAACACUGUCACCUCACAAUAAAAAAAAGCUGAGCUCCUCUCACUAACAGUCUUGUCUGUGUAAGGUUGCGUUUUCUUGUUAUGCUGUCAUGUUUUCUCUGGAUAUGUUAGCCCCCUCUCCAAAGUCAGGAAAAUAGCAAGCCUUAAAUUGCCUGAAGGUAUGAAUGUAUGCUUUUCUUUUUCUAGUCCCAUGAUUGACCGAUGACAUUUGACAUGAGCGUCUCCUUGCUGUCUGCUAAUGUGGUAUUCACUCCAGCGGUGGUCAGUGAUGGACAAUGGGACCAUGAUGCAAAUAAAUUGUCAAAAGUAGUGUGACAUUCAGAUUAGUUUAUCCUUAUAUGGAUGAUUUACACUGAAGGGAAUUAAGUCAGUGAUCCAUGUGGCUCAAUUGGCGUAAACAGUGCUAGUGUGAGCGAUCAUGUGAUUCCAGUCUGGUCUAGGAUUGGCAUGGGGCUGUUGUCACAUGUCAGUCAGGAGGAGGGUCACAUGAUACUGAUUCUUGGAACAAACAAGCUCGUUUUCUUGACUUGUUUUUAAAAUUGAAUCAGGCACAUUCUGAUGCAUAAGCAUAUUGUGUGGAAUGGUGAGAGCAAUACGCUGCUGAGAUUAGGACUAUAGCGUCAGAUACUCUUUCUAUAGUGGCUUGGCUUAACUGAGGCAGUAGAUAUGAUAAACAAAUCUACAAGUCAGGUGACAUAUCGUGUUGUUCAGGUGACUGACCAGCACCUUGAGGGGAGAGAUGAUGGGGGUGGAGCAGUGAGCGUCGUCUCAACAGCUGCCUUCACUGGGGCUCCUCAGGCUGUUGCUCAGGCUGUGAUCCAAAACCCUUUCAGUAAUGGAGGAAGCCCAGCAGGAGAGGCGGUGGGAGGGGAGACGCGCUUUGCUUACUUCCCCGCAACUGCGGUGAGCGAUGGGACAGUGUCUGUACAGGCCGCCGCAGACCCCACACUCACACAGGCAGGGGCCACAGGUCAGUUUUACGUGAUGAUGACCCCACCUGAUGUAAUUCAGGCAGGCACGCCACGAACCAUCGCCCCACGCACACAGCCCUACCCUGCAGAUGAAAACGAGCUGCUGCAACAUGAAGGUUUAAACUGGAAAAUGGAUGGACCACGAACGCCAAGAGAUGAAAGGAGAAGAGCGCAACAUAAUGAAGUUGAGAGGCGACGAAGAGACAAGAUCAACAACUGGAUUGUCACUCUUUCCAAGAUCAUCCCAGACUGCAGCAUGGACAGCACCAAGACAGGAGCGAGCAAAGGAGGCAUCCUGUCCAAAGCUUGUGACUACAUCCGUGAGCUGAGGCAAAGCAACCAGCGACUGCAGGAGAGUCUGAAGGAAGUUGAGAGGAUACAAGUGGACAAUGAGUUGUGCAGGCAGCAGAUCGAAGAGCUGAAGAAUGAGAAUGCUUUGCUCCGAGCGCAACUCCAGCAGCACGGCAUCGAGAUGGUUGGAGAGACGCCACCGCAGUGACAAAAAGAACGGGGGCGAGCACCACCACUCAGACACAAUAACCAACACGGUGGAAAUGGCGGCAAGAUGAGGAAAACAAGGACUUGUGAAGAGUCACUUUCUCUUUAGUGAAUGCAUCCUUCCCUGGGUUCCCAGGUCGCGAACCCUUCACCGGCCAAUUCUGGCUGUACUUGACUGUUCCAAUCAUAUUGAGAUAACCACCCGUUACAACUCAGUAGAAAUGAAAUCAGAGUGCUUUACUGGCACUAGCUAUGAAAGAGAACCUCUGCUGAACUCCUCCCUUGUUUUGUAUUUAUGUAGCCUCACUCAUGGACUAUGAUGUUUGUCAUUUAAUUUUGUUCCCUGUCAGUGUAUUUUUAUCCCCCAAUUAUUAAUUUUGACUUAGUUCAUGCUUUUAUUCUGUUUGUGUUUUUGAGUUGUGUAUUAAUAUGUUGUUUUUAGCUGCUUUAAUUUAUUAGUCCGCUUGCUGACAGAAGCCUUGAUGGAGACCAGUUACACGGAUGCUCAUGCACCCCAGAGAAGCAGAUUGAAUUUUAAGUGAAAAAACAUCAAAGUACGCAAAACAUUAUGACUCUACAGACAGAAAUAGUGUGACACACAUAGCUUACCUAGACCCAAAGACAAACAAAGAGCUGUGCUGGCCUUUGCUUCUGGGCUGAUUUAUGUAAAUAUGACUUCUCAUGUUUUAAUACAGAUGGUACAGAAUGUUAGAGCAGAUUAUCUCUGGGAGUAAACAAUCAAUAACUCAUUAACUUCAUACUGGCCCUUUGUCCUAAUAAUUACCAGGAAGUCUGUGCAAUCUUGAAGCUUGAUUUGGGAAAAAAAAAAGUGGUAAACUUGAAUCGUUGGGCAUUUGCUAUACCAGACAAAUAACUCAGAAAGUCAACAAAUCACUUUAAAAUACUGUUCAGUUGUUUUUCAGCUAAAAACGGAAACACAAUUAUGGAACAUGCAGGCGAUUGACAAACCCAGCGUCCUGGAUUGUGGACUGGAGAGAAGUGCAGUGCAAAUUCCAACUUUUGCCAAACUAUAUAGGUACUGAGGGUUUUAUUUUCAUCUUUUGUUCAUGUGUGAUUUACUGGUGUCCCAGAACGUGUAAGAAUAAUCCCCACAUGUUUCAUUUCAAGCUGUUUGCUCUAUUUUGGUAUUGCAACACUUCAAAUGGAGCUCAACGCACAAGGGGGGAGAGGCACCCUGGAGAGCGGUACUCAAAGACUCACUGCUCACUAUGGAAAAGGAGCAUACAGAAAUUCUGUGUUGUACUUCUUAGCUGAGCGCUGCUCGUUCUCCAUGAAAAGAUGGAAUAGUUGGAAAGUGGGAAACUUGGAAGUGAUCUCACAUAUUUCUCCACCCACUCAGGCGAACAAUAAGUAAACUGUAAUUGGCUGUACAAACAGCAAAAGCCAAUAUUAACGUUGUUGAUGAUUUUGUGAAUGAAUAUACAUGAUGUAUUUUUGUUCCGCUUUGGGCGAUGUGAGUGAAAGUGGAAGAGAGAUAUCAAGCUUCGGAGCCACUUAUUAGAGCACGAUUGCUUCUCCCUGUAUCAACAGCUCAGGAUGCAGCAAAGCAAAACCAACACUCAGACCCCUGGCAAAAUCAGGCAGACUAUCACAUUUUAAUAUCUCAGACUCUAAGUUAACAGCUUGUGCUUUGGAAGUGCUGUUCUGCUACUACUGCUAGAUUCAAACCUGAUAUGGAUAGUGCAAGUGUCUGAUCUAUCAAACAAGGCUCCUAGCCAAAGUUGAAUGAUAGAUGUUUUGCAGUAGAAUUUUUUUUACACAUCAGUGAGAAGAGAGCAGAGAAUGUAAAGACAUGAAUAAUGCUUUGGAAGAUGGAUGUUCACAAAUGAAAGGUCAUUCGUGGCUAAUUUUUUUUUUUUUCUUGUUUCUUUUUUUGAAAUGGCAAAAGAAAGAAAAAAAGACUCCCUUUCUCUCUGUAGCAGCCUCACUGUUCUCAGGUUAGAUUGUAAGACAUCUUUUCUAAGUAAAAUGGUGGAAAAUAAAACUUUCACUAGCUAAUAA